AUGAGUGAUUCUGUCCUUAAAAGGGUGAAUUUGGGGCUUGAGUUGAUACAGGAUGCUGACUUACCAUAUGAACAUCAAAUCCUCGAGGAUCCUGAUAACCUCACCAACUGGUUAAGAUACUUUUGGCAUAAAGAUUCCACAACAGAGAAACUAUUCAUUUUGCAAAGGGCCUGUGAUCAUUUGAAAAGAUCUUAUAAACUAUGGAUCAUGUAUUUGGACAUGAGAAUAGAGUUGGUGCAGGAUUUGAACCCAAUUGAACACAAGCAGGAGUUCCUUGAUGUCAAUAAUGAAUUUGAGAAAUCACUAUAUCUAUUGAACAAGAUGCCAAUGCUUUGGGUUAAAUAUUUACAAUUCUUAUUAUUACAAGAAGAUGUUACUUUCAUAAGGAGGAAAUUCACAGAAGCUUUGAGGAUGUUACCAGUGACCCAACAUCAAAAGAUUUGGCCAUUAUAUUUGGAAUUUGCAGAUAGCGUUGGUGGAUUAACAGGUUCAAAGAUUUAUUUAAAAUACUUAAUCUUCAAUCCAGAUGACAUUGAAUUAGUGUUGAAUAGACUAAUACAGUUUAAAGAUAUCAAGAAUAGCAUAACGGUUUUCGAAAAAGUAUUGAAUGAUGAAAAUUUUGUUUCAAAAGAAGGUAAAUCUCCAUUAGAGCUCUGGCUUGAGUAUGCAGAUAUAUUAAUGUCAACAAAGAAAGCUGAUCAAAACCAUGACACUAUUGUGGAGAACUUUGUUAGAAAUGGUAUUGAGAGAUUCCCUGAUCAACAAGGGAAAUUAUAUGUUAAACUAGCCACAUAUUUCAGUAAAAGAGGCGCAUAUGAAAAAGCAAGAGCCUUGUUAGAAGAAGGGCUCGAGUUAGUGCUCACGGUUAAAGAUUUCACGGUUAUUUAUGAUAGUUAUGCUGAGUUUGAAGAAAGCUCAAUAAAUAAGUUGGUGGAGCUGAUUUCUUCAAAAGAGGAAGCUGGAGAGGAUAUAGAUGAGUUAAACUUGGAACUAGAUCUUCAAUUGGCAAGGUUUGAAAAAUUAAUGGAUAAAAGACCUUUCUUAUUAAGCGAUGUUAAACUGCGUCAAAAUCCAAAUAAUGUUGAAGAAUGGUUACAUCGUAUUUCUUUAUUUAACCCAGAAAAUUUAUCAGAUAUUUUACAAACUUAUGUUAAAGCAAUCACCACAAUUGAACCAUUCAAGGCUACUGAGGGGCUUUCCACAAUUUGGAUAAAUUAUUCAAAAGUUUAUGAAGAAAAUAAUGAUUUAAGUACAGCCAGAACAAUUUUGGAUAAAGCUGUUAAAGUUCCAUUCAAUUCUCCAGAUGAAUUGGUUAAUAUUUGGUUAGAAUGGUCAGAAUUGGAAUUAAGACAAGAUGAUAUUGAAAAAGCUAUAAAAGUUUUGGAAGUUGCGACAAAAUCACCCAAGAUUUCCAAAAUUGAUUAUUGGGAUUCAUCAAUUGCUGUUCAAGGUAGAAUACAUAAAAGUAUAAAGUUAUGGUCAUUUUAUUUAGAUCUUGUUGAAAGUUCUGGUGAUAUUGAAGAGACAUGUUCUAUUUAUGAUCGAGUUUUUGAAUUGAAAAUUGCUACACCACUAACUGUCAUAAAUUAUGCAAACUUCUUGGAAGAAAAUAAUAGAUUUGAAGAAGCUUUUAAAAUUUAUGAACGCGGUGUUAACAUUUUUAAAUUCCCAGUGGUUUUCGAAAUUUGGAAUAUUUAUUUAACAAAAGCAUUGAAAAGAAAUUUAAACAUUGAAAGAUUAAGAGAUUUAUUUGAACACGCAUUAUCUGAAUGUCCUUCAGAUUUGUCAAAACCCAUUUAUUUGUUAUAUUCUAAAUUGGAAGAAGAUAAUGGAUUAAUUCAAAGAAGUUUGAAACUGUUAAAUAAGGCUGUUGAUUCAGUGAAAUUAGAUGAUAAACCAGAAGUCUUAAACGUUUUGAUUGCAAAGACUAUUGAACAUAGUGGAUUAACAAGCACAAGACCAAUUUUAACAAGAGCUAUUGAUGAAUUACCUUUGAAAUAUGCAAUUGCUUUUGUAAUAAGAUUUGCAGAUAUCGAAAUCAAAUUAAAUGAAUUUGAAAGAGCUCGUGAAUUAUUGAAAUAUGGUGCAUUGCAACAAUCACCAAUUAAAAACACCAAAUUAUGGGAAUUUUGGAGUGAUUUUGAAGUUGCUCAUGGUAAUAAAGAGACCUAUAAGGCCAUGUUGAGAAUCAAAAGACAAGCUACUGAGGAGUUCAACACUGAUAUUUUAAAUUCAAGUGAACCAGUGGGGUUUGUAAAAUCUAGUGAAGGUCCUAAAGUUUCUUCAAUUAAUGCUAGUGCACCUACAGCUCAAGCUAAUGAAAUUAAUCCAGAUGCAAUUGAUCUUGAUAUUUAA
Hansenula anomala is the source of this 2355-nucleotide messenger RNA. It is a transcript of the gene SYF1, whose product is annotated as mRNA splicing protein SYF1. Gene Ontology annotation, biological process: generation of catalytic spliceosome for first transesterification step; mRNA splicing, via spliceosome. Gene Ontology annotation, molecular function: protein binding. The transcript has a single exon. The record is from RefSeq and is a predicted model, not a curated record. Lineage: Eukaryota; Fungi; Ascomycota; Saccharomycetes; Phaffomycetales; Wickerhamomycetaceae. The coding region runs from base 1 to 2355 and encodes 784 amino acids. Gene Ontology annotation, cellular component: U2-type catalytic step 2 spliceosome; Prp19 complex; post-mRNA release spliceosomal complex.